UUGUGACACUACGCUACAGUGCUCAAACUCGUUAUAUUUGCUUCAGGUACGACAAUAAAGGGGACCCGUCACAAACAAACCGCAUCGUCCUGUUUUAUUCCAUCUAAGACAUCUAAAAACGGCAGAGAAGUUUAUACUUUUUUUCACGCCCCGUAUGUUCUGGUAGCCCACAGUGUAUGAAUGACCUCACAGAUUUGGAUCUCAAUCAAGAGACGCAGCGCCUCCCCUCCGUUUUGUGGGGUUGAAACAGCGACGUGGAGGAACACAAUAACUAACAAAAAGCAACACAUUAUGCUAAACUAGACUCAAGAGAUUUACACUGUUAAGCUAUUAUAGCAAGGAACGAGGUACGAUACUGCUGACAUUAACUGACAUUCUCAGAAAUCUGAACCGGAAGUCUAGAGAUGAAAAUGGGCCUGUUAGUUGAGGAAGAUUUUGGGCUCAAAUUAACACCACUGGUGGUUAUAGAAUUAGACAAGAACGCCAAUGAAGAAGCCAUAAAAUGGUUGGUGAAGAGGAUAAGGGACAAAAAGGAGCAUGGAGGGGCAGAGCUGAUGAUUGAGCCUUUCCUGAUGAGCAGUUCUGAUGAAAACCACAACUUGUUCCUUGUGGGAGCCUCCACUAGACGACUGUUACUAGCAGCGGAGGAAAUUGGAAUUGUGAAGGAAUGUGAAGAUGGAUCAAUGAGGGCAUUUACUUGCAGUAACAGGAACAUGUUUAAAGAUUUCAAAGAUGGCGGUGACAGUUUCUUCAGUAUGGCAGAGUGUCAGUACAUUAUUAAACUCCAGUUGGAUAGCCUACGGGCAAUAAAUGAAAGAAUUAUACCUGGCUAUCCUCAAGUAAAGCUGUAUCCUGGAAAGUCGAUCUUGCGUAGGUUGAUGUCAAAGGGGAUCUUGGUUCAGUACUUCCCCCUUCAUGAUAAAGAAGAGCUGAAAAAACUCUCAUACUCAUGGUACAGCAAAUUCCAGCUUUCCUAUCAGCCUCUUGAUGACAUCCGUCACUACUUCGGAGAGGCAAUUUCCCUGUACUUCGGAUUCUUGGAGUAUUUAACAUUUGCCUUGAUCCCCAUGGCCUUAAUAGGAAUUCCUUACUAUUUGUUUGCCUGGGAAGAUUUUGAGAAAUACACAUUAUUCGCCACGUUCAACCUGGUGUGGUCUACAGUGCUUCUGGAAGUGUGGAAGCGGUGCUGUGCCUCGCUGGCAUACAGGUGGGGUACCCUCAUUAGGAAGAAAGAGUUUGAGGAGCCGCGGCCGGGCUUCCAUGGUGUUUUGGGAAUAAACCCGGUGACCGGGAGAGAGGAGCCUGUCUACUCCAGCUUCAAGAGGCAGCUGCGGAUCUAUCUGGUCUCUGUGCCCUUUGUCCUGCUGUGCCUUUACUUCUCGCUCUACAUCAUGAUGAUAUACUUCGACAUGGAGAACUGGGCCCUGGGCUAUCACGAAGAGGAGCAGUCUGUCUGGAGCAGCCUGGUGCUGUUUUUGCCCAGCAUCAUCUACGCCAUCGUCAUUGAGGUCUUGAACAGGAUAUACCGCUAUGCCGCAGAGUUUUUGACUGGGUGGGAAAACCAUAGAUUGGAAUCAUCAUACCAGAAUCAUUUAGUUCUGAAGGUCUUGGUGUUCAACUUUCUGAACUGUUUCGCUUCCCUUUUCUACAUUGCCUUUGUGCUUUACGACAUGAAACUUUUAAGACAGAGCCUUGCCACUCUUCUGAUUACAUCACAAAUCCUAAACCAAAUUGUAGAGGCCUUUCUCCCUUACUGGCUUCAAAAGAGGCGCAACAAGAAGGUACACAAGAAGCUGGGGCGUACCAGUAUGGACAAGGAACUACCUUGGGCUGAGCAAGUGAAGCUGGAAGCAGAUAUGGACACCUAUUUAGGUACCUUUGAUGAUUACUUGGAGCUGUUCCUGCAGUUUGGAUAUGUCAGCCUCUUCUCGUGUGUCUUUCCACUAGCAGCGGUUCUGGCAGUACUGAACAAUGUCACGGAAAUCUAUUCGGAUGCCUUGAAAAUGUGCCAGGUCUUCAAAAGACCAUUUUCCCAGCCUGCAGCCAAUAUUGGAGUAUGGCAGCUGGCGUUUGAAACUAUGAGUGUGAUUUCAGUCGUCACCAACUGUGCGCUGCUUGGUAUGUCUCCCCAAGUGAAGUCAUUAUUUCAGGAGUCUGAUACAAACCUCAUAUUACUUGUGCUGGCAGUUGAGCAUAUUCUCCUGGCUUUCAAGUUCAUCUUGAUGUUUGUUAUUCCUGAUGUGCCGAAAGAUAUCCGCACUCAGCUGGCUAAGCUGGAGUUUGAAUCCUUGGAGGCUCUUAAACAACAGCAAACCCAACGAGCCGCUGAGUCCUUGAAGGAAGACAGGGAGUUCAAACUGAAAGCAUUUUAGACACCAAAGAUUCGGAAGCUGUUUCCAUGAGCAAAAAACAGGACAUAAAUAUAUAAUGUUUACACUCUUUUCACUGCAAGGAAUGGUUAUUUAUUUAGGUGCCUUUGUCUCUUUCCGUGUUCCAUAAUCUAUUCCAUAAUGAUUUCCAAAUGGCAGCAUUGGCUUAUUUUUUCUUCUGUAAUAUGUGAUUGGUGUAGGUUUAAACUUUAAAUAGUGAUUUAAAUGCCUGGUGUUGGGAUUGGGAAAGUGUACAACCAGAUAUAGACUGUGUUAAUUGAUGGAUGGUUUGCUUUGUAUAGUUCUUCUACAAGCUCUGAUGUGAAGAUGGUUCUGUAUAAUCUUUUCUCUUUGAAAAGUGUCUGAAGAUACUGUUGGCCUGAACUUAUUAGGAGUCUGGACAGAAGAGACAUGGAUAAGAGGGCUGUUAUCUCUUUAGCUAGCAUUGUAUUUUCAGACAUGAUUCAAAGUAAAAAAAAAAAAUUUAAAAAAUUGUUAGACAUUAAACCAAGCAAGGGGGCAGUGAAAAAAUAUUCAGGUAAGGAAUGGAAAAUACAUUUUUAAUGUUAUUGCACCUUUAACUUUCAGAAAACUAAAGUAGUGCUACAGAACUAUGAAAAAGAGGUAAAUCUGGCUUUACUACGCCAAUUACAAAAUUGACUUACAAAUGCAAUAUAAGAAUCAUAAAAAUAAUUCUAUCCAAAUAUUAUAGUACCAUUUUUUUUAUAUCCACCAAAACCCAAAAUACAAUACCUAGUUUUACCUACAAUGUGUUGAUAUGGCUGUCAUAAUCUUAUGUUAAUGCAUGUUUAAAGUCAAACCAAUACAUGUAUAUUGGCUUUAUAUAAUCGGCUUUUUAACUGUGUGUAACAUUUCCUGAAAUGGAUUGGUGUUUAUUGUACAGCUUACAGUAGCUUAUAGAUGCAUCAUAUAUUAAAAGGUAUGCUUUUAUUUCA
Messenger RNA from Acipenser ruthenus (sterlet), 3325 nucleotides. It is a transcript of the gene ano10a, whose product is annotated as anoctamin 10a. NCBI's taxonomy places the organism in Eukaryota, Metazoa, Chordata, Actinopteri, Acipenseriformes, Acipenseridae. Gene Ontology annotation, molecular function: chloride channel activity. Bases 405 to 2372 code for a protein of 655 amino acids. Gene Ontology annotation, cellular component: plasma membrane. The transcript is spliced from 13 exons. Gene Ontology annotation, biological process: chloride transmembrane transport. The record is from RefSeq and is a predicted model, not a curated record.